AUGCGGCCGCGUCAGCCAGAGCCUGGGGCGUCGGCGGGAGGGGCGGGCCCGAGGGGAGAGGGAGAGGGAAAGCCGUGGGACGUUCAACAGUGGCCGGCAGACGCUGACGCACGCGACUACGUUGCCUGUGAGGGAGAGAGACAGAACCUGAUACAAGCCCUGGGUCCUUGCUGAGUCUCCGUGUGUGGGGUGCAGACCCUCCUUGAGGAGCCUGCCGCUGCCGCUGCUGUCGAUGUUGCCGGCUGGUUGCAUGUGGACGAGGAGCUGUACGAGAAACACAUGGUGAUCACCAAGGUAACGAGGGACUCAUGUGUGGAUGUGUAUCACCCUGAGUCUUGCGCGUGUGCGUGUCGACUGCCCGCUGCCGCUGCUGCCGCUGUUGGUGGUGGUGAAAGUGGCUUCAAGCGGCCCUCUCCCGGCGCCAAGCCAGAGGACACCAGACAAUCAGGAGGCGCCGUGGAUGUGGGUAUCGAGGAGAGAGACAGAGAGGGAGACAUCACCAUAAUUAAUGAGUCGCAUCUCUGCCUCACUCCUGUCUCCGUCCCUGUUCCCUGCCCGACCAGAAAUUGGAGCAGCACCUCGCCGCUAAGUACACUGGCGCACAUCCAUGAGAGGUCAUGUACACAAAGCUGCAUAUUUCCUCUGCCCACCAUCAGAAAGAAGCAGGCCGAGACCAAGGAGAAGAACCACAAGGCCACCCAGACCAAGAAGGUAGGCACAUGCAUAAUCUUGACUAGCCCCUCCCCCACACCUUGAACCCCUGGCGAGCUGCCUGUGGUCACUUGCACCUGGUGUUUGCUGUCAUUGCCUUGUAGGUGCUGCAGCAACCUACUCUCAACAAGGCCAGCCAGACCAACACGGUGAGUACUUCCACAUACAAAUCUCUGCCGCGGUGCCUGAAUGGCUUGACUGUCGGUCUGCGUGGUGUUUCUUGUUGUGCGCUUGUAACCGCCGCAGCGACCUGCCAUCGACAUGGCCACCCAAACCAACACGGUAAGCACCUCCGCACACAAGUCCUCCGGCGAGGUGGCUUGAAUCGCCUGACUAUCGUGUCUUGCCUCCCUCCCUCCCUCCCUGCCUCCCUCCUUCUCUCCCUCUGUGUGUGUGUGUGUCUGUGUGUGUCUUCCCAUCAUAGCAGCCGAAGCCAGGCUUUUUUGCCAGCCUGUACAUGAAUGUCAUGAGUGCAUGCUCAUUGUGGUUACGGAUAGCGCUCCUACUGAGGUGCUGCAAAAACUCUCCAGAAAGCCCAGUAGGAGCGACUUAUCGCUGCAUCAUCACGUGGAAAGAACCGAUGUGUGCUCGCUGGCGGCACUCGAUUCACGCAGACUGGAGUGGAGGGGAGAAACGAACCGGAAAAGCAAACUAAAAGCCGCAGCGAAAAAAGUAGGGCUUUUGGGGUUUCGUCUCAAUUCUCGAAGCGGGAGGAAAGACAAGAAUGACGGGAAUGAAGCGGCGUGUGUUUCCUAGCAUUGAUCUCACACAAGAUGCGUCUGCUGAAGACCCGCUUGAUCUCACCCAGCAGGACGAUGCGGCCGAUGCGGCUGACCAAGCAGAGCCCGCUCCCAAGAAGGCGAGGGUGAGUAACGCUGCGUGGCUGUGGCGGUGCCAGCCCUUCUACCUCAACGCGAUAGUCGAUUACGGGCGCGAUAGCGAGGGCAACGAGAGCUGUUUGAGCAUUCGGGACAUCGUCGAUGGGCCUGUGCAGGAGGUGAGUGGUGUCAAAUGAGCCUUUGGGCGUUGGUGCAAUGGGCUGCUUGACGUGUUUGUUGUCUUUUGCAGAUGCUGCUUGCCGGCAUGAGGUUUGACUUGGUCGGUGAGAUGAGGAGAGGAGAGGAGAGGAGAGGAGAGCAGUCUGUACUACACAGAACACACACAUACAUUGGCUCUUGCCGUCUUGAUGUGUCAGCCGUGGCUGGUGGCCGAGUGUCCAGUGAUGAAGACAAUGAAGCGCAUCACCAUACUCAUCGGCGACCCACUCAACAAACCCGAAAAGAAAGGUGCUUGGCUGACCAAGUGAGGCAAAGAUGAUCCAUUUCUGUGUGUGGCUCCGUGUGUGUGUUGUGUGUGUGCAGUGGCCAGGGUGAAGGCCCUUCGGCAGGCUGCUGGUGAUCUUGAAUUGCAUGGGCCGACGGUGACGGUGGAUCUUGCCCCCCUGGGUGACGCCUUCGCCACGUUCCACCCCAAGCUGUUUUUGCUGACGUACGCUGACCGCAUCCGUGUGUGCAUCUCGUCUGCCAACUUCACAUACGGCGGCUGGUACGUGGAUGGGUCAGAAAGGGGGUGGGCAGACGCACAGGGCGUAUGCAGCGUCGGCUUAUUGAGCAGGUGGCGGAAGAACCAGGCCAUCUAUGUGCAGGACUUCCCCCGCAAGCAGCCCCAGCAGGGCAGUCAGCCACCAACAGACAUGGAGAUGGAGGGUGAGAGAGAUAUACCAAGCAAAUGCUCCAUGCUCUCUUGUGUGCGUGUUGGUGUGCUGGUGUGUGUCAGAUGAGCUGGUGGCCUUUCUUCGCGCCACGACCAAGGCCGGCGACUGGUGCGACAAGAUCCGCCAGUUCGACUACUCCACCGCCAUUGGCAAGAUAGUCGCAUCAGUGCCGGUGAGCGUCAGCCAAACAGAGAGGCCGUAUUCGUGGUCCAUCGGCUUGUGCUCUAUGAUGUGAGUUACACACAGGGCACUCACGCGGGCCCGGAUCUCCAUUGCUGGGGCCACAUGCGGAUGCGCCGCCUGCUUGAGAGCCAGCCAGACCCACAGGGCCUGCAGGAGUGAGGAGACUGCAUGGUGGCUGCACCACUGUGAUGUCCGCUUGUGCCGAAUUUUGUUUGUGUCGUUCGUCUGUCAGUCAGGCUGUGGUGUGUCAAGUGGCGUCGCUCGGCAGCCUCGAUGAGGACUGGAUAGAAGAGUUCAUCGGUGAGCGGUGCGUUUGUGUCACGUGUAUCCGUCUGACGUCUCGCUGAUUGAUGGAUCGCAGGUAGCCUGUGUGUGAGUCCGUCCCAUCCUGAGAUAGCGGCAGACAUCGACUGGAAGCUCAUCCUGCCCACAGUAGAUGAGGUAUGCACACCGAAGACAGAAACGUGGGUGGACGCUCGGACAAGCGCAUGACUGACUGCGUGCAGGUGCGAACUCACUGGAGGGAUGGGCGGCCGGCGAGUGAGCAUCCAUGAGAGAAGAGCGAGAGGGCUGAUAGACGCGCUACAUCCCAUUCUAUCGGUGUCCUUUUCUUUUAUUCAGGGCGAUUCACGUCACGAGCAAGGAGCUGA
Molecule: messenger RNA, 3258 nt
Organism: Vitrella brassicaformis
Lineage: Eukaryota; Vitrellaceae
Source: the annotation of a GenBank genome assembly